This is a messenger RNA of Osmerus eperlanus (European smelt), 1288 nucleotides long. It is a transcript of the gene gpx4a, whose product is annotated as glutathione peroxidase 4a. The transcript is spliced from 7 exons. Gene Ontology annotation, cellular component: nucleus; mitochondrion. The record is from RefSeq and is a predicted model, not a curated record. Gene Ontology annotation, biological process: response to oxidative stress. NCBI's taxonomy places the organism in Eukaryota, Metazoa, Chordata, Actinopteri, Osmeriformes, Osmeridae. Gene Ontology annotation, molecular function: glutathione peroxidase activity; phospholipid-hydroperoxide glutathione peroxidase activity.
CCCCUGCUCCUGCGUUUCACAACCAAUUCAUGUGGAUUGGGCGGUGUAAACGUUAUAUUUGCCCUCGUUUUAACAAAAUGAGGCAACUUCAUUGUGUUUUGAUAGCUGCGGGAUUGGCGAGCAGUGGAAUCCUACUGGCGAUGGUAGUGUAUUUUUUAACGGCCACGUCUUUACCGACAGAGAGCUGGCAGACUGCCACAUCUAUCUAUGAAUUCUCUGCCAAGGAUAUCGAUGGCAAUGAGGUGUCCCUCGAAAAAUACAGGGGUAACGUCGUCAUCAUCACAAACGUUGCCUCUAAAUGAGGUAAAACCCCAGUAAACUACUCUCAGUUUGCGGAGAUGCACGCUAAGUACGCUGAGAAAGGUUUACGUAUCCUGGCCUUCCCCUCAAACCAGUUCGCCAGUCAGGAACCGGGGACAGAGGCUCAGAUCAAGGAGUUUGCCAAGUCCUACAACGCUGAGUUUGACAUGUUCAGUAAGAUUGAGGUGAACGGGGACAGCGCCCACCCCUUGUGGAAGUGGCUGAAGGAUCAGCCGAACGGAAAAGGCUUCAUGGGAAAUUCCAUCAAGUGGAAUUUCACCAAGUUCCUUAUCAACAAAGAGGGGCAGGUCGUGAAGAGAUAUUCUCCGAUGAGUGAUCCUAGCGUGGUGGAGAAAGAUCUUCCAAACUACCUGUAAUCUUUUCCUGAGUCACUGAUGCAUUGUCUACUGAUCCUCCACUUCUGCCUCCCCUCCCUCAUCUUCCCUGGGAGUCAGGUGGCUGAGCGGUUAGGGAAUCGGGCUACUAAUCUGAAGGUUGCCAGUUCGAUUCCCGGCCAUGCCAAAUGACGUUGUGUCCUUGGGCAAGGCACUUCACCCUACUUGCCUCGGGAGAAUGUCCCUGUACUUACUAUAAGUCGCUCUGGAUAAGAGCGUCUGCUAAAUUACUAAAUGUUCCCUCUCUCUGGCGGACAAAGAGGUGUGGGUGGGUCCACUUCCCAGACCAGUGACGGUCUGUCUGCAAACCCGUUUGACGGAUAGGACAGACCUGAUGAAAAACGGCGUGCAACCCUUCCUGGGAAAACACCCACCCUAUACCAGAUCAGUUUGCUGGAAAGCCCCCUUGAACUCAAUGCCCCUCCAACCCCAAUCACCACCACCACAGAAUGUCAAAACUGCAUCUAAACUAUGUCUAAACCGCAUCCAAACUACUUGUACUGUUGAGCUGUUUCAAACUAUUUGCCAAGUGUGAGGUAUGAUCUGUUCUAUAAAGGAAUUUACUUUCAAUAAACAUUAACUUUUUAGAUGGA